Hordeum vulgare subsp. vulgare (domesticated barley) is the source of this 2155-nucleotide messenger RNA. RefSeq names its product probable N-acetyltransferase HLS1. Gene Ontology annotation, molecular function: acyltransferase activity, transferring groups other than amino-acyl groups. Lineage: Eukaryota; Viridiplantae; Streptophyta; Magnoliopsida; Poales; Poaceae. The record is from RefSeq and is a predicted model, not a curated record. The coding region runs from base 580 to 1827 and encodes 415 amino acids. The transcript is spliced from 3 exons.
UCCGUUAACGGCGCUGUAAACCCCCCCAAUCAUGUGCUCCACUGUGAGUUUUAAUUAGCGGCGGCGGCGGCGGCGGCUCCACUCGCUGGGAAAACCAAAAGGCAGGCAGGGCGGGCGUCUCAUUUUCGGCCUCUUCUUUCCGUCCUCUGCUCAUAUGCUUCUUGCCGCUUGAUCGCCCGAUCCUCCGCCUUUCCAGUCUCGCGACGGCUAAGCAUGUCUGCAGUUUUUCUUUUUUGAUUCAAGGGAUGCAUGUGUUCAGUUCCAAGCACGCCCUUUUCCUGUUUUAUGAUUAUUAUGAUUAUGGUGAGGAGCCAUCAGCGCGCGCGUGAGUUAUUAGUAUUACGGCUUUAGGCCCCCGAAAUCCUCUUCGGUUUUUUAUUGUGGUCUGCGGAGGCCAUGGGAUAGCAAAAUUAGAGAAUUCAAACAGAAGCUCUGCCUCUAUAUAUACGCGCGCUAACCGCGGCUCCGUGCGAGUGCUUCCACGACCCGCUUCCUCCUCUCCUCUCCUCUCCUCUCCUCUCCUCUCCUCCUCAUCCAUCCUCGACAUGACGACGACAGAUCGAGUGAAGCUUGCUGUAGAUGAGUAGUGAAGCCGUAGGGAUUCGGUUACAAUCGAGCUUGAGCGCCAUGGAAGGUGCGGAGGGGAAGCCAGAGAUAACGAUUCGGGUCUACAACCCGUCGACGGACCGCGCCGGCACGGAGACCGUCGAUCGCGAGUGCGAGGUCGGCCAGCCUGGCGGCAUGUCGCUCCACGCCGACCUGCUCGGCGAUCCCGUCGCCCGCAUUCGCCACUCGCCGGCGCACCUCAUGCUGGUAGCUGAGACGUCUGCCCCGCCCCGCCGGAUCGUCGGCGUCAUCCGCGGCACAGUCAAGUCCGUCGCCACGGGAAAGAGCUGCCCCGGCGCGCCCGCCUUCGCCAGCGUCGGCUACAUUCUCGGCCUCCGCGUCUCACCUUCACACAGGAGGAUGGGCGUGGCGCUGCGGCUGGUAGGGCAUCUGGAGCGGUGGUUCACGCUGAUGGGCGCCGAGUAUGCGUACAUGGCCACGGAUAAGUCCAACGAGGCGUCUGUGCAGCUCUUCACCGGACGGUGCGGCUACUCGAAGUUCCGCACGCCGUCGCUCCUCGUGCACCCCGUGCACGCGCACCGCCUCCGGGCCCCGCGCCGCGCGUCCGUUCUUCUGUCCCUGGACGCGCGCGACGCCGAGCAGCUGUACCGCCGCCGGUUCGGCCACGUCGAGCUCUUCCCGGCCGACAUCGGCGCCGUCCUCGGCAACAGGCUCUCCCUCGGCACGUUCCUGGCCGUCGUCGUCCGCGACGACGACGGGUACGAGUGGCGCGGGAUGGAGCAUUUCCUGGCCUCGCCGCCCGCGUCGUGGGCCGUGGCGAGCCUUUGGGACUGCGGCGGCGUGUUCCGGCUGGAGAUGCGCGGGGCCUCGCGCCUCCGGCGAGCAGCCGCCGCGGCGAGCCGGGCGCUGGACCGCGCGGCCAAGUGGAUGCGCGUGCCGUCCGUCCCCAACUUCUUCCGGCCGUUCGCCGGCUGGUUCGCGUACGGCCUCGGCGGCGAGGGCGACGACGCCCCUCUGGCCGCGAAGGCGCUGUACGUGUCGUUCGUGAACAGGGCGCGCGGCAGGGCGGCGGCCGUGGCCGUGGAGGUGGCCGCGCUGGACCCGCUCCGGCGGCGGCUGCCGCACUGGCGCAGCCUGUCGUGCGCUGAGGACCUGUGGUGCAUGAAGCGGCUGGGAGGCGGCGACGGCGACGCGGACGGCUGGGAUUGGGCCAAGUCGGCGCCUGGGCAGUCCAUCUUCGUGGACCCCAGGGAGGUGUGAUUCACUCGGCAGCGACCGUCCGUAACCACAACAGCUAGAGCUAGCUAAGCAGUAGGGGUUUAGAUAGCAAGGAAGGUUUUUGGCAACUCGUUUUCCAUGGUUAGUUCGGGAUUUUGUAGGAGAUUAGUUCGUUUUUUGUUUUUGCUGGUAGAAAAGAAAAAGAAAGUCGUGGGCGGCUGUGAGCCGAUCGAUCGAUCCACCACCCAUCGAAUCGACGGGACAGAAAGGAGAGAUGCGACGCGGAUGGCGAGAGCCGGCCAUCUCAGAUACCGAAAACUCUGAGAUGCAGUUACUACCAGAUGUCUAGAUGCUACUCACUCACCCUGGA